AUGAAAAAAACAGCUUUAUGGAAAAAACAAUCCAAAAGCCCUGGACUUCCAAACUCUGGACAAUUAAUGGAAUUUGAAGAAUUUGAUGAAGAAGAUAUUUGGGUUGAUUGUUUGUCAACACUUAAUAGUGAUAUUACAAGUGGAGUUAUUUCAUAUUUAUUACGACAAUCAUUAACAGAAGAAGAAAGAGAAAAGAAUUCACAAAUGAUUUUAGGAUUCUUUAAACAAAUUGAUAAAUUACCUGAAUUUAUAAAUUUCUGUAUUGAAAGGGAUUAUUUUAUAAAAUUAGAUGCUCCGACAAUUUAUUCUCCAUUUACUUCAAUAAUUGUUUCAAUUGUGAAUAUUUGUGAUCAGGAAUUAUUUUUAGAACUUCAACAAGCAUUAAUUAAAAAAUGUGGAAAAUUAAAAGGAAUAGAAUUAGAUGAGGAAAAGAAAAGUUCCUCUGAAAAAACAUUGAAAAAAUUAAAAGAAUUAUUGGUAUAUUUUGUUGAAAGUUGGAUGAAUUAUAAAAAUUUUUCUCCACUUGUUAUUGAUAUUUGGUCACAAACACAAGAAUUAUUAAUAAUUAAAGGUGUUGAUCAAAUUACAAUUGAUAAAACAAUGACACGUAUUAUUUUCUUAUCUCCUUUUAAUUCAUUUGUUUCUUGUUGGAAGUCACAAGUUGAAACAGUUGAUGCAGUUAUUUUAUUGUCUAAAUUAUUACAGUCAUUAUUAUCACCAAUACCAACACAAUCAUAUUGGAAAAAUUGGAUGAAAGAUAAUUGUAAAGAUUUAUUAGAAAAAAUGACUAAGUUUAUGAGAAGUAAAAAAGGAAUUACUAUUCAAAGAAGAAAUUUUGAUUUAAAUGUAAUACCAAAUGGUUCAUUAUUAAUUGAAUCAUUAAAUAAAGAUUGGCAAGAAUUAAAAGAUUAUAUUAGUCCUGAAGGAUUUCAUUUAGUUGAAAUUCAUAUGAAAGAACAAACAGAAUUAAAAGUAAAAGCAUUAUUAAUUAUUAGAGAAUUAAAUAAUUUACGAGUAACUACGUUUAAUGAAAAUCAAAUGUAUCUUCAAAAAAUGUCACAAAUGAAAAUGAGAAUAAAAGACUUAUAUGAAGAAAGAAGAUAUUUAAAACAAUUACUUGGAGAAGAUGAUGAUGAUGAGAAACAAUGA
Entamoeba nuttalli P19 is the source of this 1149-nucleotide messenger RNA. RefSeq lists its product as hypothetical. The coding region runs from base 1 to 1149 and encodes 382 amino acids. The record is from RefSeq and is a predicted model, not a curated record. The transcript is spliced from 3 exons. Lineage: Eukaryota; Evosea; Mastigamoebida; Endamoebidae.